Messenger RNA from Helobdella robusta, 369 nucleotides. RefSeq lists its product as hypothetical. Bases 1 to 369 code for a protein of 122 amino acids. The transcript has 2 exons. Lineage: Eukaryota; Metazoa; Annelida; Clitellata; Rhynchobdellida; Glossiphoniidae. The record is from RefSeq and is a predicted model, not a curated record.
AUGAGUGAAUGUCUGCAAGCCAUACUUCUCUAUGAAGGUAAGUACGUACCAGUCCGUGACAUCCAGCGCCUAAGACUCAGCGGCAUGACCUCGCAAGAAAUCCGAUCAACAAUGGAAUUCCUGAACUCAACUAGGCAGGGGAAGGUGGGAUGUUAUCGGGAGAUCCGUGGUGGCAUUGGAGUUUUUUACAAAUGCCCGCCGCAUUUGGUGGAUGUCACAUUUUUGGAGUUGUUUGGUCUGAAUUUGUUGAUUUACGAAGCGAGGUACAACUCAAGAAUGGUUUCAAACGCUACGAAUAGACACAGUGCUGUCUACUGGUAUCGCAUCGAGACAUGUUCUCCAUACCUAACAUCUGCUGAGAUUUUUUAG